AAUUUUCCAAGUUUACGCUUUCGCACUGCUGUAACAUGAUAGGCUAUGGCAAUCUGGAAUUAGUUACCCUAAGGCACACACCACCCACCCACUGUGAACUUUCUUUUGUUUGUCCCACCGCAUUGUUUAUUCCUUUUAUCUAAGUCUGAGCCCGAUUUUGAAUAGAUGAGGAAAACAGCAUCAAUGGCAAUCCCGGCAACUCAUUGACCAUACAUGUGUACUCCUCCCAGUGAAUCACCCUAUCAACUGCUACGCAAUCGCUUUCAAAAUGGCAGAUGAUGGUCUCUUGAGUAGCUUUCUGGGUGCUCUCCAGGCCAGCCUGUCUGUGAUUCUGACAAUCCUCUUUGGCGUUAUUGCUGCUCAAUUCGACCUGCUCAAUGAGAAAUCCACAAAACAAGUGUCCCGGCUGUGCGUCAAGCUCCUUCUACCAUGUCUCUUGAUCGCAAAGGUGGGAUCGGAGCUCCACCUGUCCACGGCCCUGCGAUAUGUCCCUAUUCUCAUCUGGUCGAUUAUCUAUACCCUUGUAUCAAUGGCCAUUGGCAUUCUUGCGACUCGAGUCCUACGACUCCCAGCAUGGGCAACACCAGCGAUAUGCUUCAACAACACCACUUCGCUCCCUUUACUUCUUGUCCAGUCCCUUGAAACGACUGGCAUUCUGACGCGGCUGCUUGCGUCUGACACUGACACAAUUCCAAAUGCAAUUUCUCGUGCGCAGUCGUAUUUUCUCGUUUGCUCGCUCGUUGGUAAUUCCUUGACGUUUGCACUUGGACCCAGCCUGCUCAACGGUGGACACGAAGAGGACAGUCCCGACGAGCCUGACAGCAACGACAAGGACCGGACACGCCGGAAAUCCGCUCAGUCGUCCAUAUCAAACGCUGAACAGGGUGAUGAUGAAGAUGACGAGUCCAAUUCCCAAGUCAGCGACGGCGAGCAAAUUAACAACGAUGACCAAACCGAUGGUCAUCAUCCAGACCCCAACAGUCCCGCCGAACAUGGCGAUAUCCCCCACCCAGCAGCACGAGGGGAUGAUCCAGAGGAGCGAACGCCCUUGCUACCUGAUCCCGUCAUUCGACGUGGUCGCAUGGCGCAUAAAAAGGGACUUGAAAAAUCCAUUCACUAUUACAAACGCCUGCCACCAUGGGUGCGGGAAGCACUCGACUUUGCAUACGCCUUUGUCAACGCGCCCGUCAUUGGCGGACUCAUUGGUCUUCUUGUCGGACUCGUACCUCCUCUCCAUCGAGUCUUUUUCAAUCCGACUGAGGAAGGCGGGUACUUCAAUGCCUGGCUGACCACGGCCGUACGUAAUGUCGGCAACCUCUUUGCCGUGUUGCAGGUGCUCGUCGUCGGUGUCAAGCUGCAUAGCUCCUUGACAAAGAAGGGCGACCAGGGAGAAAAGGUGCCGUGGAUAUCAAUGGUCUUGAUUACAUUUAUUCGCUUCAUCUUGUGGCCCAUCAUCAGCAUUGUCGCCAUAUGGGCCAUCGCAUCACGCACGCACUGGCUCGACGAGGACCCAAUCCUGUGGUUCGCAAUGAUGAUGAUGCCCACCGGCCCAUCUGCCAUGAAACUCGUCGCUCUCGCCGACGUUGACGGCUCUUCCGAGGCAGAAAAAAUGUCCAUUGCAAAGUUUUUGACUAUUACGUAUGCCAUUUCGCCUUUGAUCUGCUUUACUGUCGUGGGUAGUCUGAAAGCGUCCCAGGCCGCAAUGAAGUGA
Molecule: messenger RNA, 1711 nt
Organism: Xylona heveae TC161
Lineage: Eukaryota; Fungi; Ascomycota; Xylonomycetes; Xylonales; Xylonaceae
Exons: 3
Coding region: 269-1711 (480 amino acids)
Biological process (GO): transmembrane transport
Cellular component (GO): membrane; endoplasmic reticulum
Source: RefSeq, a predicted model, not a curated record